Molecule: messenger RNA, 5148 nt
Organism: Etheostoma spectabile (orangethroat darter)
Lineage: Eukaryota; Metazoa; Chordata; Actinopteri; Perciformes; Percidae
Gene: ercc6
Product: excision repair cross-complementation group 6
Exons: 22
Coding region: 102-4451 (1449 amino acids)
Biological process (GO): transcription-coupled nucleotide-excision repair
Cellular component (GO): nucleus
Molecular function (GO): ATP binding; ATP-dependent activity, acting on DNA
Source: RefSeq, a predicted model, not a curated record
AAUGCCUGCUCUGGCACCGGAAACGCUUGACUAGUGGCAAUAACAUACAUGACAUAAACUAAGCUAGUAAUGUUGUGUAGCUGCGGGUUUUCUGCAUCACUAUGCCUGUGACGUUAGACGGUUCAGAGGACCAAGUGCCCUCCUCUUUAUCCAGCCCUGCCAGUGCUGCCCUUACCCUGGGAGGGACAGACGAGGAUGGGGCGACAGGGCGCUCAGCAAUCUGCUCUUUACCUGAAAACAGUCAGGGCUCCGAGGUUGCUACAGCCUAUCCUGCCAACAUUGGACCUGGGGAGGGUAACAAUGGUGGUAAGAGGUCUGGAGCCUUGCUGCAGAUUGACCGACAGCGUAUUCAAGCAGCAUCUGCCAGUUCUGGGGCAGAUGAACUUCAGGGCCUUGGUGUUGCUGUGUAUGACCAGGACGUCCUUGAGCAAGGUGUCCUUCGUCAAGUGGACGAGGCAAUCCAGGAGGCCAGUCAGGCUACUGCUAAAGCUGAGGCUGAGAAGGAAUACCACUCUGUACUUGAUGAUGUCAGGUCCAUCACAGUAUCUCUGAAACAAAUCAACAAGAUUAUCGAGCAACUGUCUCCUUAUGCUGCCUCCAGCAAAGAUAUCAGUAGGAAGAUUGAAUCUGUCAAACGACAAAAAGAAAAUAAGGAGAAACAGCUGAAGAAAGUCAAAGCCAAACAGAAGCGACUUCAGGCCGUUUUGGGAGGAGAGGACACCAAAAGGGUGGAAGCUGAGCUUUUGGCAGAGGAUGAUGAAGAGGAAGAAGCUGGGCCGUCCACACUGGGCAGCAUGCUCAUGCCUGCUCAAGAGACCGAAUGGGAGGAGCUUAUCCGGAAGGGUCACAUGACUCCUUUUGGAACACGAAUCCCUCAGAAGGAGGAAAAAAAGGAGCCUCGCAAAGUGAUGCUUGUCGAGAACUCGGCCUUUGACUUAUACUUGGCGGACCAGGCCAAGAUGGCUACUGAGAGGAAGAGAGUCCCUCUUCUAAAAAAGAAGAGGAGGUCCGGACUCAGCCCUGGUGAGGCCAAGGGAAGAAACAACAGAAUUGUUACCUCUUCCAAGGACAAAAAAAUGAGGAAGCGUAUACGAAAGCUCCAGAUAACGGCUUUGAAAGCCCAUCCUAAGGCUCGACCUAAGACUGAGCCACAGCUCCCUAAACCAAAGAGGAAGCAUCACACUGAGGGAGUGGAAACAGACAGUGAGGGGUCAGAAUACUUGCCCAGUGAUGAAGGCAUAGAUCCUGACCAAGAGGAAAGAGAAGCCAUUGAGGAGGGCUUUGGGGAGCAUGAUAAAGAAGAGUAUGAGUUGAAACCGUACAAGAAAAAAAGUGAAGGAAAAGGGAGGAAAAAAGUAAAGAAAAAAGAGGAGAGUGAUGAAGAAUACUGCCCUGAGAGUUCAGAUGAAGAGGAGGAUGUGAAGGGUAAAGACAAAAAAAAGAAAGAUGAUGGAGAUGUGGAGUGCUACAAACAGAGAUUAAGGAAAUGGAAGCGACAACGUCUUCGAGACAGGGAGGCAAAGAGAGAAAGGGGCGAAGUGCUAACAGAUGACAGUGAUGAGGAAUUUGACGAGGGCUUCAAAGUACCUGGCUUCUUGUGGAAAAAACUUUACAAGUAUCAGCAGACCGGUGUGCGGUGGAUGUGGGAACUUCACUGUCAGCAGGCAGGAGGCAUCCUGGGAGACGAGAUGGGAUUGGGUAAAACCAUCCAGGUGAUCUGCUUUCUGGCUGGACUGAGCUACAGCAAACUGAGGACCAGAGGAUCAAACUACAGGUAUGUUGGUUUGGGUCCGACGGUCAUUGUGUGCCCAGCUACAGUCAUGCACCAGUGGGUAAUGGAGUUUCACACCUGGUGGCCUCCUUUCAGAGUGGCCGUUCUACAUGAAACUGGCUCGUUCACGAGCAACAAGGAAAAGCUUAUUCCAGAGAUAGCAUCAUGUCAUGGUAUCCUGAUAACCUCAUAUUCAGCUGUGAGGAAUAUGCAAGACACCUUGCAGCGCUUUGAUUGGCACUACGUUAUCCUGGAUGAGGGCCAUAAGAUCAGGAAUCCAAAUGCCGGAGUUACCACUGCCUGCAAACAGUUUCGCACUCCCCACAGGUUUAUCCUGUCAGGUUCUCCCAUGCAGAACAAUUUAAAGGAGUUGUGGUCUCUGUUUGACUUCAUAUUCCCCGGCAAAUUGGGGACAUUGCCUGUCUUCAUGGAGCAGUUCUCUGUGCCAAUCACAAUGGGAGGAUACAGCAAUGCCUCACCUGUACAGGUCCAGACGGCAUUUAAGUGUGCAUGUGUGCUGAGGGACACCAUAAAUCCUUACCUGCUCAGAAGAAUGAAGGCAGACGUUAAGGCCAACCUCUCCUUACCUGACAAAAAUGAACAGGUUCUGUUUUGCAGAUUAACAGAGGACCAGCGGCAGGUGUAUCAGAGCUUCUUAGAUUCCAAAGAAGUCUACCAGAUACUUAACGGGGAUAUGCAGGUGUUCUCAGGUUUGAUAGCAUUACGUAAGAUCUGUAACCACCCGGACCUUUUCUCGGGCGGCCCCCGGAUCUUAAGGGGAAUCCCUGAAGACCAGCUAACUAAGGAGGAACACUUUGGCUUUUGGAAACGCUCAGGCAAGCUGAUAGUGGUUGAGUCACUGCUGCGACUCUGGUUCAAGCAGGGCCACAGAGUCCUGCUCUUCACCCAGUCUCGACAGAUGUUGAACAUCUUGGAGGUAUUUGUGACAGAAAAUAACUAUUCAUACAUGAAAAUGGACGGCACUACCCCGAUAGCUUCCCGACAGCCCCUCAUCGCUCGCUACAACGAGGACAAAUCCAUUUUUAUCUUUUUGUUGACCACUAAAGUCGGAGGUCUUGGAGUCAAUUUGACUGGAGCCAACCGAGUCAUCAUCUAUGACCCAGACUGGAACCCCAGUACCGACACACAGGCACGGGAGCGAGCAUGGAGGAUUGGUCAGAAGCAGCAGGUGACCGUCUACAGACUGCUGACCGCAGGGACCAUCGAGGAGAAAAUCUACCAUAGGCAAAUCUUCAAACAAUUUCUGACCAAUCGCGUUCUGAAAGACCCCAAACAAAGACGCUUCUUCAAGUCUAACGACAUCUAUGAGCUCUUUACUCUGUCUGACCCCGAUGGAGGUCAGGGAACAGAGACCAGUGCCAUAUUUGCAGGUACUGGUUCUGAUGUCAAGGCACCCAAGAAACCUCAGAGGCCAAGGCCAUCACACAUGUUAAACCAUGGCAGUCAUAUACAGAACCAGUCCUCAGCCAACCAGAAUGAAGCUGGUGCAGGCAGCAGACACAUUCCUGCACUAAGAGAUGGAAACACUCCGUCCAGUAAAAACUCUCCGGGUAAACCAAAUGGCCCAACAGAAAGUCAAAUUACCAACCAAAAUGGUCAGGAUGUAGAGCCAAAUCUUUCAGCAAAUGCACAACAUACAAGAAAAAAUAAUAGAGACUGGGACGCAGCCAAGCCAGCAGUUAGAAACACAAAGUCAUCCGGCUCUCACCAACACAGAGACAUAGACUCUGUCCUGGCUAGUCCACAGAAACACAGGGAAAAGAGGAAGCACUGCGACUCAGCUGACUCAGACAAACAUAAGAGGCGUAAACACUCCAAGGGUUCUCGGUUUGAAGGCCACCGCAUCUCUCACUUAGUGAAGAAAAAGACUUUUAACAAAGCGGAGAGUGAAGACAAUGAGACAGAGAAGAAAUUAGACGAUUACGUCUUGGCAAAGCUCUUCAAGAAAUCUGGUAUCCACAGUGUGAUGCAGCAUGACAGCAUCAUGGAGUCCUCCAACCCUGACUAUGUUCUCGUGGAAGCAGAAGCUAACAGGGUGGCCAAAGAUGCCCUGAAAGCGCUUAAGGUUUCUCGCCAGCAGUGCCGGCUGUCCUUCAACAGACCCCCUCCUCCACCUGCAAGCUGUCUCAGGAAACGGUUUGGACAAAAGAAUAAUUCUCUCCUGGUUCCACCUUCUGUUAAAUCUGUCCCCACUCCAAGCAAAUGCAAGGAUGCUGCUAUUGUGAAGAGGUCUGUGUCAAAGAAGCCUGGUUCGGGAGCUCAUUUCAGUGGGGAGGGCGCAGAAAGUGACUCAUUCUCCGCCCCACUCUCCUCCUCCUCCCUGCUGGCCAAGAUGAAAGCCCGGAAUUACCUCAGCAUGCCCUCCAGCCAAAGAGAAGAAGCAGAAGAAGAGGAGGGUGGCUCCGGAGUUCCAGGAACAAGCUCCCCCCCACCUCCGCCCACUGAGCAUGACGAGCUGUUGGUGGAUGUGCGCAACUUUAUAGCCUUCCAGGCGAAUGUGGAUGGACAGGCGUCCACCCAGGAAGUGCUGGAGUACUUCAAACCAAGAUUGACCGAGAAACAGGCGCCUGUCUUCAGAGAGCUGCUCAGGAGCAUCUGUGACUUCCAGAGGACUUCUGGUCAGGAGGGCAUAUGGAGACUGAAGGAGCGUUUCCGCUGAGUGAAGCACAGAAGCGACUGAACUGUGAUGCAUAUUUGAGUACUUGUCAACUAUACGUCUGUAGAGUUCAAGCCUAGAAUAUAUUUUUUGUUAUGUUCUGUCAAAUUGAGAUGUCUAACAACAACAAAAUCACAAUAGAUUGAAAUGGGUUUGUCAUGGAAGGACCAUAUUGUAGGAAAGACCUUUAGUCAUAUUAUUAUCAGUUCAUUAUCUGUUAACUACGUCUUUAAGGGAAAAUCUGUUGCAAUGUGAGAUGGUUUGAGAUUUGUUCUUGUUCACAUGUUACUGCAAUUGCUUCAGUUCUUUGUUGUUCCUGGUUAUACUUGAAUUUACUUGUUUUAUAUUUGCCUGAAAGUUAAAACUGUAAUACAUUGAGUAAUAAUUUACUUGGAGAUAUGUGUUUGCUUUCAAAUUCCUUGUAGAUUUAACUGCCUCACUUGUCUCAUAUUUUGUAACAUUCCUCUUUAAAAUAUAAUUGUAAUUUUUCUAAUUUCUGUCUUCUUAAACCUUGCAAAUAUAUUGUGUGGGUGGGGGGGAAACUUCGGUAAUUAAAUGACCUACCUCCAACUAUUUGUGGAAACAUGGGCAAAAAGCAGAGUAUUUUAGCUGUCAUGUUUUAUAAAAAAUGAAAAGGCUAGUAAUGCACUGGCUUGCAUUUAUCGUAUGUAAUAAACCGCUGUAAAUGCUGUUUUUUCCA